Toxotes jaculatrix (banded archerfish) is the source of this 2373-nucleotide messenger RNA. It is a transcript of the gene c5ar1, whose product is annotated as C5a anaphylatoxin chemotactic receptor 1. The record is from RefSeq and is a predicted model, not a curated record. Lineage: Eukaryota; Metazoa; Chordata; Actinopteri; Toxotidae. Gene Ontology annotation, molecular function: G protein-coupled receptor activity; complement receptor activity. Gene Ontology annotation, biological process: positive regulation of cytosolic calcium ion concentration; inflammatory response; complement receptor mediated signaling pathway. Gene Ontology annotation, cellular component: plasma membrane. The transcript has 2 exons. Bases 53 to 1096 code for a protein of 347 amino acids.
GCAAGCAGUGUGGGCACAACAUCAACAGGCCACCAAAACACUUAAACCAACCAUGGAGUAUCCUGAGGAUUUCUACAGUUCUAACUUUACUGAUCUGUCUGACUAUGUCCUGCCUGAUAUUUUUGACACUUUGACCCCUGAGAUUCAGCCCAUCCAGAUAGUGGCUCUGGUAUUGUAUGGUCUUGUGGUUCUGCUGGGUGUCCCUGGAAAUGCUCUGGUCAUUUGGGUGACAGGAUUCUGUAUGCCCAGCUCUGUCACUUCGGUCUGGUUCCUCAACCUCGCCCUGGCUGAUCUUCUGUGCUGCCUCUCCAUCCCUCUGCUCAUGGUCCCUUUGGCCCAUGACGACCACUGGCACUUUGGCCCGCUGGCCUGCACGCUGGUCAAAGGCUUGUUUUACCUGGUGAUGUACUGCAGUGUCCUGCAGCUGGUUUUGAUCAGCGUGGAUCGCUGGAUGCUGGUCAGCAGACCCGUCUGGUGCCAAAACAACAGACGCCCAAAACAGGCAGCCUGUGGGUGUGUUGUUGUUUGGUGCCUGGCCGUGAUAGGCAGUAUCCCUCAGUUUAUCUACACUAUGGAGAUUGAAGCAGGUGAAGAGAAGCGAGAGUGCCUGACAGUGAACACUGUAUUCAGUGCCUGGAUGCUCACCUCCUUCCGCUUCCUUCUGGGAUUCGUCCUCCCUUUCCUGGUUAUUGUAAUCUGUCACUUGGUGGUGUACCGGAAAGCAGAGAGUGGACUGUCACGUGGUCGGACCCGUUCCAAGCGAACGCUGAGAGUCAUCCUUGCUGUGGUGCUGAGUUUCUUCCUGUGCUGGCUCCCUCUGCACAUAGUGGACUUUCUCAUAUUGAUCACCCCUCGACACUCCCCCCACAGCCCCAAAGUUUACCUGGCUCACAUUUUAGCCCUCUGCCUGGCAUAUUUCAACAGCUGCCUCAACCCAUUGCUGUAUGUGUGUCUGGGCAAAGGGUUCAAAGACAGCAUGAACCGCUCCCUGCGCAACAUGCUCCACUUCAUCAGCGAGGACCCUACAACCAGAGUCAGCAUCACGACGACUGACACCAAGAGCACCAGCAAUGGAAAGGAAACGACUAAAAUCUGAUGGUAUGUUGACUCUGAUGCAAUGUUCUCACAUUACUGUGGUCUCUAAGACUGAGGUUUGGACUUUGAAGCACCGAUUUAUUUUAACAGGAGAGAACUCUUCUUGAUUCCUGCACUGAGCUUGGACAACCACUGAGCUUCACCAUAACCCACUGGUGCCAUUACAAUAAACAAUGAACUGUAAAUAUUUUUAAACUGGUUAAACUUAAAGAAUGUAAGUAAGUCCUCCCUUCAGAAUCUGAGUUAUCUGGACUUGAGUUGAAGAAUUAGUUCAAAGUCGUCUUAUGAGUUUAGAAGAUACUGUCAGACUUCGGUAUGAUGUUUUACAGUGAAUACUGGUCUAAUUAACGCUGAGUUUUGACUCGGAAAGUGUGAACACAAACUGCUGUCAUGAGAUAUUUUGCAAGAGACUUUUGCGUAGGUAAAACACAAAGAUAAUCAGGACUGCCAUCAGUUCCUGACGUGAUUACACAUCAGGAACUAUUGGCCAAUCUGUGUGUGUCUUAACACUUCUGUUUUUUGCUCUGACGCAUUCCUGAUCUCAGGUCUGAUCUGCUUUUUGCGUGUUGUAAUUCCUGUUUGUUGUCAGAAAUUAGAUACUGAAAUGAACAUUACUGUAUGGCAUAAAGCACUAAUAAUUAAUUCUUGUGACACACAUGAGCACACAGAUUUGACCACUCGCUUGUGUAACAGCAAUAGCUUUACCACAGUGAAAAAAGAAAGUCGUGUUCUUAUGUUCUAACAAUUCAUUCACAGACCACAAGAGGGAGCCAAGCUCAAAGCUCUGAAUGGCUGAUGUGCAAAGGAUAAUGGGCCUCUUGAGUGAGACCCAUUGUAUGAGGGCUCAUGUUAGUGUGACAGACCCUAAAGAUAAAACAUACAGAUUAGAGACUGGUAACAUGAGCUUCAGUCCGUUUGUCAAAUAAAUGUACCUCUAAUGCACUAAUCAGCAUGUCUACAGAAGUCUAUGAAAUGUAAAUUAAUUUUUCACUAAUUUUUAUAACUUGCCUAAUACAUGUUUAUAUUAAAAGAUAAGAUUUUACUGAAAAUGUAAGGAAAAACAAAAUAAUAAAAAUGUGCUAAUGUACCAAAAUUAAGAACAAAAUUGCCUUUAUUUAAAAACUACAUUCAUUGCAAACAAGGCCACGUGAUGGUAUAUACAAAAACAUACAUAUUUACAAGAGUGAGUUAGUCUGUGUGUCUAUGUCAAUGAAUUUGUGCACUUAAACAUACUGUAUAUGCAGGCAUGCAUGUACAUGGUCCCUUACUAUGGCCUCU